This is a messenger RNA of Oryctolagus cuniculus (rabbit), 17583 nucleotides long. NCBI's taxonomy places the organism in Eukaryota, Metazoa, Chordata, Mammalia, Lagomorpha, Leporidae. The record is from RefSeq and is a predicted model, not a curated record.
GGGGAUGUCAUCACAGAGCAGGGGGAGGGGAUGUCCAUAGUGGCUUGGAGCUCAUCUGAUGCUGGUAACCUCCAGAGGCCUUGCUUGUAAACACCCUCAACCAGUGGAUUUGGGGGGCAGUUUGCAACACGUUCAUUCUGAGGGACGAGCAUCCAGACCGCAGCACCUGUGUCUCAAGUCACCCGACCUCUGGGAGCACUCUUUCCCCAUCUGGCCUUCUCUAUGACAGGAGCUACGCUCAUUAAACUCAGCCACAGAGGAGGGGGAAGGUGUGUGCCAUUGGCACAAUUUGUAAAAUUACACACACACACACCCUGCUCUUCGGCAAGACCUUCGUCAUAGGGGCGCCUCGUUGCUUUCUCCAAUAUAUGAUGCUGAAAAGGAUGAGUGAAAAAAAAAGCCAACUUCUUUCCCCCUAAAUUGUCUCUGCUAUAGCUUUUGCACUUUAUGUUGAAAUUAUUGACUUUUGAUCUGGCCACACCAUUCUCCUUUCUUCUCUUUGGUGCUGGGCUCUGCCAGCCAAAAUUUAUGACCCAUUUUCCUUCUGCUUAAUUGUUGUUAUAAAUCUGCUGUGCAGAACGCCGUUGUAAAUUUAUCACAAACUGGAUCGGAUUGAUAUAUGGCCUCUCUUUAGGAUAAUUUGAACACAGUUAUGCCUUAGAAGGAAGGCCAAAUUUUUAAAAACUUCUCUUGAAGAGCUGCUCUGUAGCCAUUAUAAAUAUCUAAUUAAAAUACAACUUACUCUCUUCUUAAGGAUAAAAGAACACUCCGCGCCGGUUAUUUCAGCUGAUUAGCUCAUGCUGCUAAUGUGAGCAGGGUGGGGAUUUGCUCUUUGAAGCAGCCAGAGGAGCUCAGGGGAAAGCAGCACAUUCCACAGCUGCAAAGAAAAAUAAAAAAAAAAAAAUAGCCGUUUUACCCCCAACCAGCUAUUUCAUAAAUACAUGGCCUUGGUCACAGGGGGAGGCCUGGGUGGAAGACAUGAAUAGCUUAACCAGAUUCAUCCUCCCUAUGGGAAAACAACGUCUCCCAUUUGGGAUCCCACACAGGGGCAGCCGUCACUCAGGGAGCGGGGCGCGGCUCACGCGGAGACCCCGUGAAACACUGCGGAGGGUUUGGCCCCCUCGGGAGGGCUGCUGGGGACCUGCCUGCUGGCUCGGUGCCCCCCAUCAGCUCCGUUACCCAGGCACACGAGCCUUCCUGGUUCUCCUGGAUCCUCCCCUGCCCUCCAUGUCCCAGCCCGGAUGUCAGAACACAAAGCAGCAAUGCCUAGGAAGGAGUCUGCCACAGAGACAGCUGACAGCCCAGUGAAUCAAGCCAAGGACUGGGAGAUGAGCAGGCGAGAGCGGCUGCAACGCCGGCCCCCAGCUGGAGGCUCCCAGAAUCAGCGCCUAGGAACCACCUGGGUGCCUCACUAAACCCGCAGGUCCUGGCAGCAGGCGUUUGGCUCAUGGGGGAGAUGCCACAUGGGACACCCCCCUUCUCUAUCAGAGUGCCUGGGUUCAAGGGCCAGCCCCACUCCCAAUUCCAGCUUCCUACUAAUGAGCGCCCUGGGAGGCAGCAAGUACCUGGGCCCCUGCCACCCACAGGGAGACCCAGAUGGAGUUCCCUGUUUCUGGCUUCAGCCCAGCCCAGCCCUGGCUUUGUAAACAUUAGAGUAAUGAAGCAGUAGGUGGGGGAUCUCUCUCUCUCUCUCUCUCUCUCUCCCUCUCUCCCUCUCUCCCUCUCUCUGCCUUGCAAAUAAAUAAAAAACUUUUUAAAAAGCCCCUGCAGAUUCUGAUUUAGUAACACAAAACAACAAGGCCUGGGGAAGAAUUUGGAACAAAGAACCAAGGCCUGGGAGUGUAAAUCUCUAACAAGCAUCCAGGUGAAUCAUACUGCUGGUCCAUGGCCCACACUGUGAGGAGCUGGGCACUAAACCAUACAUUUCUCCCUCUCUCUCGCUCUCUCUCUCUCACUUGUGAUAUGUGAGGGGUCUUCAGAAAGUUCAUGGAAAAUGUGUUACAGGGCCCAGCACUGUGCUGUAAUGGGUAAAGCUGCCGCCUGUGACACCAGUAUCCCAUAUGGGCACCAGUUCAUGUCCUGGCUGCUCCACUUCCGAUCCAGCUCCCUGCUAGUGCACCUGGGAAAGCAGAAGAUGGCCCAAGUCCUUCAGUCCCUGCUACCCAUAUAGGAGACCUGGAAGAUACUCUUGGCUCCUGGCUUCAGCCUGGCCCAGCCCCAGCUGUUGUGGCAAUCUAGGGAGUGAACCAGCAGAUGGAAGAUCCCCCUCUGUCUCUCCCUCUCUGUCUAUAUAUGUCUUUCAAACAAAUAAAUAAAUUUUUAAAAGAAAAUGUGUAUUAUGAACAAGCUACACAUGGAUUUCAAAACUAUUUGCAACAAAACCAACUUAUCUUUUUAUUAUUUGAGAGAGAGAGAGAGUGUUCCCAUCUAGUGGUUCACUCCCCAGAUGCCCACAACGGCUGAGGCUGCGGCUGCGGCUGGGCCAACCCAAAGCUGUGAGCUGGGAACUCAAUCCAGGUCUCCCAUGUGGGUGGCAGGAAAUCAAGUCCUUGAGCCGCCGCCUGCUGCAUGGCAGGGUGCACACGUGCAGGGAGCUGGAGUGCGGGGCCUCCAGUACCGGGUGUGGGCGUCCCAAGCAGGCCCCUAAGUGCCAGACGUCCACUCCAGCUUACCUUUGGCUCCACUCUUCCACAAACUUUGGAAGCAGUCCCAGAUGGGACUCCUGGUUAAAGCACGGAUGUUCUGCAAUAAUUUGCCUUUUGCUAAUACACUGUGACGGCUCCAAGAUUGUUCCAGUAACAAUGUCCUCAGUAUACUGAGUGGGAGACAGAGUGAUGUAGGAAUUAUCCAGUCACAACACACAUUAGAAGUACGUUAAUCCUUCUAAAUACUAAAAUUCUCUUGCUUCCUUAAAUGCUCUCCGUGGGGGGAGGCCAGGAGGAGCUUUCGAGUUGAUUCCAGGUCAUUUUCCAAGCAGAUAAGGUGGUGGCCAGAGCCUUCUGCCGGAUGUGUGCACAGAGCGGGGACCUGUAGCCCCCAGGAGCCCCCAGGCACGCCCCUCAGGGAGGGAGCUCCAUGUGGCCCCUCGGCCGCGCGAGCCAGCGCUUCUGGAGGCCAGGUGAGAGGCAGUGGCCAAGGGGAACUUGCGCUGCCCUCUCUCUGAUGCCAAGAACAAAGUGGGCUGUCUCACAGAGGACCCGGCAGCUUCAAUGGGGCCACUUCCUGUGCUUUCCUGGGAGCGUCUGACCUGGACGGGGAAGUUAGGCCGUGCCCCUGCGGGGUCAUCAGAGCUGUACCUCUGCCACUCUCCCACGCUCCACAUCCAAACCCGUGCCCACAGUGAGCUCUGGGAAGCAGGACCCUCCCUCCGCCGAGUGGGCCUGCUCCCAGGAGCCUCAGCUCCACUCCCAGGCCCUGUGUUAUACAGGUCGCGGUGCCCCGCCUCUUCCUCUUCCUCUCCCUUCUCCUCCUACCCCAUCUCUCUGUUUCCUGUUCUCUCUCCUGCGAUGCUCGUAGCCCUAUUUUGUCUCCUUCCCGUCUCCCUUGCCCUUAACCUUCCCUUGGCUCCAUCCCCAGAUCCGGAGAGAGCCAGAAUCACUCCUGCUCCUCCCUGCCCACUGCCCACGUGCCAGCUGGUAAUGGCACAGAGCAAGGUGGCAAAGCGGGCGGCAGGCUGAGGAGCAGGAAGGAUUGGCAGGUGCUGUCUCUGGGCUGCCGGGCUUCAUCAAGUGCCCCACUUCAGCACUUCGCAAUGUUCGCAGUGAAUGCUGGAAGUCCCUGCCGAGCAGGGGGAGAGGUGGCCUGCAAACAGCUCAGCCCUGACGCCGUCCGCGUCGGUACCCGGGCCUCUGGAGGGCCCGGCUUUGCUAAGCAGUCAAGUGGGCUUGGGGCACGUCAACCCAGAAAAGCGAGAAUUGGAAGUAAACUCAGGAGCGUCAGCGCCACAGGUGACGUUCAGGGUCCUGCGGGUCCGGCUGGCGCUGAACUGGAUUCACGGCGGAGUGGCUCACUGAUUUAACUUCGGCUGCAUUAUGGGCUCUUAAGCAUCAAAAGAAUGAGUUUCACUCCCAGCAAUCAGCUUCUGAAAUAGCAGAAUAAACACAUACAUUUUUUAAAAACUUCCCUCCACUCUCUAUUUUUUAAGUUUACUUGAAAGGUAGGGAGACAGAUGGAGACCUCCCAAUUCUCCGAAUGCCCACAACAGCCAGAGCUGGACCAGUCUGAAGCUAGAAACCGGGAACUCAGCGCUGGUCUCCCGCAUGGGUGGCAGGGACGCAAGCACUUGAGCCAUGACCUCUCAUGGUGAGCAUUGGCGAGACGCUGGAACUGGGAGCGGAGGCAGGACUGAACCCGUAAGAUAAGGGUGUCCCAAACAGCACCCUCACCGCUGCACCUCCCCCAGCUCUGCUGACCAGAGUCACUUCACACGGGUGGUGCAGGAGCACCCAGAAUGGUGUCAUCCGGGAGGAACUUAGACAGCUUCUCCCUGCAAAAACCCUUUGUGCCGCCAGGCUUCACAUUCCCCAUGAGGAGGGCCUGCCUGCCUUCUGACCCAGUAUCCACUAGCUGCACUCCUACUCAGGUGUGGCCAACAGAAUCGACUCUCCACGGACCUGCAGGCCCCACCAGAGCCGGGUGCCUCCCCUGCUGGGGGCGCGGCUGCAUCCCAGGCCCCAGAACAGUGCCUGGCACAUGGAGGGCUGGAGAGAAACAGGGCUGUGAGUGCGAGGGGAUGCAUGCAGCGCGUCUCUUCCCCUGGCGGUGGGGAAGGCGCCCUGGGGACAGCGGCGAGCUCCUGCUGCCAGAAGGAGGAGCAGACAGCAGUGAGGGAGAGGAGGCCGUUGCUGAGCAAGGGGGACAGGUGUGAGGCCGCCCGGGGCCGCCCCCCAUCCUACAGCCGGGUCCUGUGGGGCUCCUCUGGCCAUAGGUCAUGCUAUGCCAUGGAAAGGAGGGACCUGGGCUCCAUGGGGGCCCCAGGGCCACGCGGGGCAGCUCCCAGCCAGCACAGGGAUCUGACAGGAGGCCACAGAGCUGUGCUCCAGGAACUCACUGCCUAGCGCUCCCGCCUCUGCCGGCCCCCGCCUGGCGGCCCCUGUUCUCCUCUUUCAGUGCACAGCAUCGGAGCGGCAAGCAAUCACCCCUGCUGGGGCUAGCUCCGUGCUCGCUAACAGCCAGUCCCAGAGAGCCGAGAGCGCAGGGACAUUAGGAAGUCCAGACACAAGGGACUUUCCUGAAUGUCUUCCUGAAGCUCACACACCCCCCUCAGGGUUCCCGUAAGUCUGUCUUGCCCUAGGACUGCAGGCAGCACUCCGUUCCGGGGCUGUGUGCACGCACACUGUCUUCUUUCUAGACGACGUUUUGUAACUGAAUACGGCACGUGUGAAAAUGUCACCUGCAGAGCCUGUGGGUCCAGGAAAUGAGCAUUCCAGAGCAGGAGGGAUGUCCGCCCCCCUGGGAACUGCAGUGUGUAUGCUUUAUGAAGUUAAACAUUUAGAAAUCUGUCUUUAAAAUUUAAAUAUUUAGAUUGGGUCUCUAGGACACAAAGAGCAAUGCCUGUUUCUCACUCGUGUAAUUCGGUUUUUUUCCCCCUUUUGGUAGCACAAGUUGUUUUUCAAAGCCUCAUUGCUUGAAUAUUCCCUAUAGGAGGAAUGUAAUUAAACUCCACUGGCCUCCCCCCGCUGGGACCAAACUGAGACCCGAGCUGCAGGGCACAUAAAACAGACACCCUGCAAAAGGAAUCCUUUUUCCAGAGAUGAGAGAGAAUCCACUUCCCCCUGGUUGUGAACAAGCUUUCGAAAGCCACCCAGGCUUUCUGCAACGGGCUGGGUCUCCCAAGACAUUUUCAUUAGUAACUCAAGACUGGAAGGAGGAAGAUAAACUCGUCACCUCCUAGCUGCAGGCGAGAACUUCGCCUCCACGAGCGGCCGACUCCGUGGCUGAGGAGGGGAGGGGAGUGGAGGGGUGCUCUUGAAAAAGAACCAACCUGUUCAUGGCAUCGGCACAGCCAGCUGUCCUGCCAGGACUCCCAUGAGUCCCGGGCCUUGGGGAUGCCCUCGCUAGAGCCACCUCCUCUCUCUGGGACACUAGCCUCCACUGCUGCCAAUGCAAGGGGCACGCCACUCCGGCAGGCAGGGCCCCGAGACUAUGCCGUCCCGGGAGAGCACACUGGGCACGGAGCCUCCGUGCACUGGCAGUGUGACAUGUGCUCCUUGUGCCUCAGUUCCCCUGUCUGUGAAAUGGGGAUAGGAACCUUACAGAGCUCAUGAGGCUGUUGUAAAGGGCAAGUUAAUCUAAGGCUAAUGUUUGGGACGGCCUUGGCAUGAUGGGCACAUUAGCUACGGCCACCCCCUCUCUGCACCUCAGUCCCCCUGUUUGUAAAAGGAAAGAAAUUGGCCUAGACCCCUCCUCUGCCAGCAGUGGGGGUGAGGAGGAGGAGGAAGACAGGUGGAUGCUGAUACGCCAGACCCUAAACCAAUGAGUUUAUGUAAAGAGGCAACGUGGUCGUCACAAAGCUUUUAUGAAGCAGGUGCUAUCACCACCUCCAUUUCAUUGGCAGGGAAAGAGUCCAUGUCGGGAGGGAUCUCCAAAGAACAGAACCGACAGGGGUGGGGGCAUGGAGAGACGGGGAGGGGGAGAGACUGACCCUAAGGAACUGGCUCAUGUGACCGGAGGCCGGCGGGUCCGCAGGGCACUCACACAGGGCAGCGGCUGCAGCUUGAACUCCUCACCGGACCUCAGCUUCGCUCUUGAAGCCCUCAGCGGGUCGGACGAGGCUCGCUUGCCCCGUCAGUGACGCUGGGUGUCAGCGGGUCCGCACAGCACAGCAGCAGUGAGAGGCACGUUGGAUUAGCUAGCUGGGCACUGCAGCCCAAGUUGACACAGAAGUCCGACCACGACAGAGGCGUUGCGAAAGCGACACGCAGGAAGCACCCAGCUCGCGGCGGCACUGCCACCUCCCUGCUGCCUUGGCAUCCCCUCCAGCGCCGUCUCCGUGGUUCCGUGGCUGUUUCUCAGUGCCGUGGGGUCGGCUGGUGGGGGCUCCUUCGUGUCCGUAAAGGGGGGCUGGAAGCAGUAUCUGCACUGCUCUCUUUUAUCUUUUUCAUUUAUUUAUUUGAGAAGCAGAAAGAGAGCGAGCGAGCUCCCAAGCACCGAUUCACUCCCCAGGUGUCCCAGAGCCAGGGCUGGGCCAGGAAUGAAGCGAGCAGCUGGGAACGCCAUCCAGGUCUCCCCUGUUAGGGUCCGAAAACGCCCACCGCCCAAGGAACGACUCCAAGAGACUUUUCUCUCAUGCAACCAGCAAAGGGUUAAAGAUUUAUUGAUCCAACACGUUGGGGCUCUCUGAACAUACAAGAACAGAGGAGCCUCGAGGAACUAAAGUAUAGCGUUUAUAAAGGCAAAAACCGCAAAAUCGGGAAGGGGGAGAGAAUACACGGUUGCUAAAAUCUUACAAUCAGCAAUUAUGAUCUUAAGACAUAGACAAAUCACAUCUUCAUUAUUAGCCCAGGUAACCCAAGUGCAACCUUUCUACUUUUAAGCUUGAGCAAUCACGCAAGGGGGGGGGGUUUGUGCUCUGCCAAGGGUGAUGUAGUGCACUGCUAUUGUCCGACUAUUUGAGAUCAUAGUUUCAGACCAGAGUCUCACGGUGGGGGGGUUGCUUUCCCAGAAUGCAGUCUCAAGUGCUCCAAAAUGGAGUCCCUACUGUCAAGGUGCUACUUCACUCUGUCUUAUUUUCACAGCUGCACCAGGAAGGUUUAAACCUGUAAGCUUAAGCUUAACUUUUUACACCUGCACAUAUACAAUUUUAACUCUUCACCCCCAUGGGUUGCAGGGACAUCCCCCCCCCGCUGAGCCAUAGUCACUGCUCCUCAGGGUCUGCAUUAGCAGGAAGCUGGAGUCAGGAGCCUGAGCCUGGUGUGCAGCCCAGGCACAGGGGGCGGGCACGGGCAUCUCGGCCGCUAGGCCAAAUACCCGCCUGCUGUGCACCUUCACAGCGUGGAGCAAAUGUCCGCUGUGCCCACCAUCGGCCCCCUCUGCCAGCACCAUCUGCAAUGUCGUCUGGCUCUGAGCCCCGAGGAGAGCUGUUUCCUGUAGAGGCCCUGCAGGGCUUUCUCCCUCCUCCUGUGAGUUUCCCACGAUCCCUCCUGAGUUUCCAAAUCCUCUUUGUGGCCCACACGGCGCAAGCUGAGGGCACGGGGCAGCCAUCCCCGAGGCGCCCGGGCCCUGGAUGCUCCGCCCAUACAGGCAGGAACGUUCCUGGAAGAGGGACCUCACACCCCAGAGACCCCCUCUGGCUGGGGAACAGUCUCUUCUCGUUCUUUGUGGCAAGUUCUCCAGCCGCUUUAGGCUUCUCUUGGGUCCCCCCGCUGGAGCGUUUCCCUGCUUGCUCUUCCUGGUGGUUGAUUUUCACGGGGCUGACUGUCGGCAAACACUGACCACGCACCCGGCACACCCGUCCUGCAGCUUCACGGCCACCUCGUCCCUCUGCCCAGUGCCAGUGCCACCUCUGCUCUCCUGGGUCUGAACCUCUCUGGUUGCACAGUCACCCACCAGCCCUUAACAGCUGCUGCCAUUUUUGUUCCUGUUGAGAGACGUCCUUGGGAGGGGACAGGGAGCGGAGGGAGAGAGCUCUGUGCUCUGUACCCUGACUCGUCCAAGCCAGGCCCCAACUCAGGGAGGGUGGGCACUGCUUCUCCAUCUUACAGCAAGGCAACUGAAGCCUAGGGAGCCCCCGGAAUAGGCCCAUGCCACAGCUCGGCAUUGGACAGAGAAAGUGCCUGUGGCUGCCGGGCACAGGCACGGUGCCCACCCCCCUCCCACUUUCCCCUUGCUGAAAAAUCCCAUUCAACAGUCCCCCAGCCUGGCCGCCUAGGAGAGAGGCGCAGCCCUGCAGGCUGAUGCCGAUGGUGAUCGGCACCACCCUAAACACUCUCGGGGCCCCGUGACCAGUCAUGAGCACUCUGACGUGAUUUAGGAAAUCAGGUGACUACCUCUACACAGAAAUGAGCCCUCCUGGCCAAGUGUGGGGGGAUAGUCUCUGGGGAGCAGGGGGUGGGAACAGCGCAAGUUCUGUGACGCAUACACCAUUCUGUGAUGAAGACACACUGUUCUGUAUCACAGAUACCACGUUCCAUGAUGCAGACACACUGUUCCAUGAUGCAGACACACUGUUCCAUGACGCAGACACACUGUUCCAUGAUGCAGACACACUGUUCCAUGAUGCAGACACACUGUUCCGUGACGCAGACACACCAUCCGAUGACACAGACACACUGUUCUGACACACACACCAUUCCAUGACACAAACACACUGUUCUGUGACGCAGCCACACCAUUCCAUGGCAGACACACCAUUCCAUGAUAUAGACACACCAUUCUGUGACAGACACAUUGUUCCGUGACAGACGCACUGUUCUGUGAUGCAGACACACUGUUCCGUGACGCAGACACACCAUCCCAUGACAUAGACACACUGUUCUGACACAGACACACCAUCCCAUGACACACACUGUUCUGUGACACAGCCACACCGUUCCAUGACACAAACACACUGUUCCGUGACGCAGCCACACCAUUCCAUGGCAGACACACCAUUCCAUGAUAUAGACACACCAUCUGUGACAGACACAUUGUUCCGUGACAGACGCACUGUUCUGAGGUCUUGACCACUGUGGUCCCUCACACAAUUUCAGGAGGCGCCAUCCUCCCGGUUCUCCGUCUGUGCCUGGGGCUGACAGCCCCAGCACCCGCGUUGGCUACAGGUUCUGUGACGGACACAUCUCAUUCCCAGCUUGUUGCUGCUUUUCUGCCUUUAUCAAGGAGCGAUAUUUGGAAUGCAGUAUUCAGCAUCAAGUAGUGUUGAGAAUAGAAGUGGAAGACCCACUGUUCACUGCACACACGUUCCAUACUGGGUACAGGGCCAGGCGAGUCUACCACCCCCGCCCCACACUGUAAACACUCAACAUUAAAAUGCGACUGAGAUGAACUUUAAAUACUCAACCCCAUUUCCAGUAGCUCCAAAGUCUGUCUGUAGGAAUGACGUGGGUGUACGGUAGACGGCUGCAGAUGGGAGCAGGUGCAUGUCCACCGGGGCAGAGCACACACUUAGAUACAACCAGGACGGACACUCCGUCUUCCCUGGGGAACCACGGCCUCUCCUGCCACGUGGAGGAAUUCCCCAAAUCGUAUUCCCUCCCUUCCCGGCUGCUGUCACCACGUCCGUGAGGACACCCGAGGAGAAACGGCAUCCUUUACUCGGAUCCUCGGCUUCAAGCUCCUGAUAAGUCACAUUUCCCAUAAAAACGAAGUGAACGUACUGCACUAAUCUGUACACAGAUCACACGACUUAAAAAUGUAAGUAGCCCAGAUUUUUUUUACUUGACAUUUGACAAAUCUGCAUUCUCCUUGUCACCCUUGAGUGCCUCAAAAUAAAAUUAUUGAUAUUUCCAUGUUUACCUCUAUGUAAAAUCCACCAUAUCCUUGAUUCACCCCUCCCUUGGGUUUCAGACAGGCUGCUCUUCAUGUCAAACCUGUCACUCCCCCUCUUCGUGGAGGAACGACACUAAACCCUGCCUAGGUUUCCUAUCCGAGUCACGGCACCAUUAUGUCGCUCCCCCUCUUCGCGGAGGAAUGACACAGGACCCUGCGUUGUUCUCUCGUCUGCUCGGCCCUUCCCGGGUUUGCUGCUGGUUCUUCCCGGGUUGGCUACCGUCCCUUCACCUCCAUGGAAGGGCGGUUCCCCCUGCCACUUUCCCCACUUCCGCGGGGGAGCGGCACACCGCCGGCCGGCUCUCUCGGGGGCUGCACAGGUGUUCCUUAGGUGUUGCCCUUAGGUGUUCCCUGGUGCAUGUUGUCUCUCUCCUCCUAUAUAGUCCUCUUCCACCAAUCCCAACUCUGCUACCCACACGCCGAGUACGCUGCUCUCCUCCAAUCAGGAGCAGGUCCUACAGUUUAUUGGUUGAACUGGAGGCAGCUGUGUAGAAGCUGUUUCCUCCUCUCCCAGCGCCAUAUUGUGGGAGAGCAGAUGCAUAGAAUAAGUCUUAAUUUCAGUAACUUAGUCUAGUCCGAGUUGCUCCCCACAAAACCUGUCAUGUAUCAUGGUAUCUCACAGCAUGCUUCGCCGUGGCCCUCAAAGCUGAGCUGAAAGCCCACUUGGUAAGGCCCACGAGUGUCCUUCCCAGGGCCGGGUGAGAGUUCCGGUGACACAGGCCGUAUUCAGCCCGUCGCUGCAUCCUAUAUGUGCCCGGCCACGUGCCCACACCGGCUUUCUGUCCCGACACUGCAGGGUGGACACACCUCCCAGGCCUCCCAAUCCUGUCUGCCCUAGGAGCUUGGCUGUCAGCCCCAGACCCGGGGCUGCCUGUGGCUUUCCCGAGCUCUGAGCUCCCCCGCAGGCAUUUCUUCCACACACACUGCUCCACACUCUUGAAAGAAAAUCAUGAAGGCUACAACAGCCACCACAAUCCCGUUUAUCAGAAACCUUCCAGAAAAUGACAGCGUGAAAGACCUCCACCAGUCAGUCCACAGACUGGCUGAUGGAGCACAUCUGUGGGUGCCCCGAAGGCUGCAGCCAGCAGCCGUGGGGGUGCCGUGAAGCGGGACAGCCCCAGAGGAAGGAUCAGCCCGUCUCCCCUGGCUCCGGGCAGGGCCGCUUGCUCCUGCUAGGUCAGUGCCGAGCUGUGCUUCUCCUGAAAGGCAUUAACGUGGAGGAAAGCAUCCGCCGGCCACUCUCGGGGCUGUUUCGAGGAGUCUAUGAGCGAUUCAUCGGGGCCCUCGCAUGGGCCUUGCUCUGUACCCUGGCGGCUGUGGCAUCCUGGUGAGCCAAGGGUAACCCUGCCACCGAAACGCACAGCCAAACUCUUAUCAGAAGAUGCCUUUUUUUCCCUAAAUGUCAUAUGUACAAUUUUUAUUGGAGCAUGAUGACAGAUAGAGAAUAACUUAACAUAAAUUUGCAUAAUACAAUACAGCUGUAAAUUUAUGAUCAUAUUAAAACACAAAGUUUUGUGGUUUGAGGCAUUUAAAAGUCUUCAUUUUCUGAAACUUUCCCUCCUGUUGGCUGCUUGUUUAUGACUUAGGGCUGCCCAAUGAAAUAGAAGCAUCUGGUUCGAUUUGACUUUCAGAUAACAAUGAACUUUGUAGUGUAUGUCAUGUAAUAUUUGCACCAUAUACUAAAUAUCACUGUAUAUCUGAAAUUCACACUUAACUGAGGGUUUACUUUUUUUUUUUAAUCAAAAGAUGAGGGACAGAGACCUUCCAUCCGCUGGUUCACUCCCCCUGGCAACAGCCAGGGCUGGGCCAGACGGAAGCCAGGAGCCUGAAACUGGGCUCCUCCGUGGGUCACAGGGACCCCAGCACUUGGCCAUCAUCUGCUGCCUCCAGGGUGCGCUCCAGCAGGAGGCAGGAACAGAGCUGGGGCUUGAAUCGGGCCCUCCCCUAUGGCAUGGGGGUGUCCUACGGGGCAGCUUGGCCACUGCACCCAACGCCUGACCACUUCCUGGGCUGCUCGGAUUUCCAAGUUCGCAUCAUUUCUGAUCUCAACUAUUUACAUCACCACUUACGGCAGCCACGUGGCUGACACCAGCGCCUGAUUCAUUUUGGUGCUUGCCCUUGCCCUUUGACCUUCAGCAGUCACUGCCCAGCCCCAACCUUGGCCCCCAGCGAGCUCAGUGGGGCGCCUCGGGAGAUCUCAGCAGUCAGUCUUCCGUGUUCUCUCACUGGGACUGGCCCCAACAGUAACUACUGCUUGUUGCCAUCUUCCCCUAACUAUGAAGCAGGCCGGGUGCCCUAAAUGUUCCCUUCUAGAGUUGAGAGAGCAGGCGGCUUUUCGGGGUCUCACGGGAGUGCAGAACUCCUGCUGCUUGCCUACCUCUUGGGCUCUGUCACCAGGAGUCGGGCUGCUGAGCUGAGCUGCAAACGAGCAAGCUGGCAGGAAGAGACAGCGGGCCAAGAGAACUCUGUGUGUUGCCCAUCUUUCUCACCCCAUCUAAAUUUUCAAGCCACAUCCACAACUUUCCGGAAUCUUACCAUCCUCCAGUUACUAUCCUGUGGAUCCUCGUCUGGGGCCAUCUGCUCCACACACGUUUUUUCCCCAGCUGCGAGGGACACAUCCCACAGAAAUCCAUUGUCCCCGGAGCACCCUCAUCACUCCUCCCCUGUGACUGCCACACUCCACCUUGGCCUCAGACUCCAAGGUCAGGGGUUGCAUCACUCAGUUUACCCAGAGAAGGGAAUUCGUCUCUCUCCUCUGUCUCCUAGGAAUACACUUUCCACUUGGAGCCCCUGGUCCCAGCAGCUACUGCACGAGCUGCCAGUGAGAAAGUGCUCAAUUUUCCCUCCCAAAAAUUUAUUUAUAAGGCAGGCACACACACACACAUGCACACACACAGAUCUUCUAUCACUGGUUCACUCCCCCAGUGGCCACAACAACCAGGGCUGGGCCAGGGCACAGCAGGAGCCGGGGACUCCACCCAGGUCUCCCACGUGGGUGGCAGGGAUCCAAGCACUUGGGCCACCCUCUGCUGCCUCCCAGGGCAGGUGCUAUGGUCUGAAGUGUCUGGAGGCGCAUCAGCAGGGGCUGGAUCGGAAACAGUGGCCUGGAUUUGAACCAGCACUUUGGUGUGGGGUGUGGGUGUCCCAGGCAGGCUCGACCCUCUGCGCCGUAACACCCGCCCCGAGAAAAUGCUUCUCUUGCCUAUCUCGGGGCCUGGCUGGGGGAACCUGCACCCACCCCUCAGGGAACGCUUGGUACCCUGCUCAGAGCAAGACUCACAAGAACAUUCUCCGGUUCCACAGUCCUUUCUCAAUCUCACCUCCGCGCACCUGGGCUGCAGUGGGCGGGUGGUAGGAGCACAGGCCCCGAGUCCAGCUCGCUCCUCUCCAGGCUGGGACCCUGGAGCAGACGCAGAUCCUCUGAAGCUCCAUGCCUUUCCUAAGAGGGACAUGCCUGGCAACUGCUCCUUUAGGCUCAGGCCUAACGGGGGUUGAUGGGUACAGUACUUAGCACAGAGCCUAGCACCUACAUUACUUUUUAAUCCUGCACUGUCAUUUCAAAUCUUUCGACUCUUCCUGCUACAACCGUUUUACGGAAUCCCCUUGGAAUCCGUGUCCUAGUGCCACGGACGGGGUCGUGUGUGAACAGCGGCUUCCUUAGCUCGCGUCUCAGGAAACCCAGGAGCAGGGCUCUAGCUGCAGGUGAGGGCCUCUGCCGGGUGCUGGCGGAGGGCACCGGGGCGAGGCAGAGCCUGGGUGCUAGCUCGGGCUCUCUUCCCCUUCGGAUACAGCACUGAGGACCCCACAUCCAAUCCCAACCCCCUCCCGCAGGCCCCGCCUGCUAGUCCAGUGACAAGAGGAUUCGUCUCCAACACAGGGAUUCCAGGGGCACCUCCAGACCACUGCCUCUUAGGCACGUGUCCCAUGGGUCUGUCCUGGCGCUGGGCUGUGACUCUGCCCCGCCCGAGGCCUCCACACUGCCUUAGCCACUCCUGGCUGACCCCCUUCCCUACAGCUCAGAACUUUUCCUGUCCUCCCACCCCUCCAACAAAGCCCAUUUCUGACAUCCCACUUUCCCAGGACACAGUUUUUACCCAGGGACCAAAAAGCAAUGAUGGCGCUGCCAGGGUGAGAGAACCUGGGAGAUUCACUGAUGGGGAGCCUUGCAACCAGGGCCUGAGUGCCCUCUCCCACGUCCUACCGGGGGCACCUGCCCACCGUGCCAGGAAUGAGAGCCUCGUCCAGGGUGAGGCUGGGCUGUCCCUUGAGCAUGGCUGCAUCGUGCCGACGUCCUCCCGUUAACUGGCUCCCGCUGGCUUCCAUCCAGGGAGUAACCCCCGGGAAAGAGCACACUUCGCCCCUUGGGCGUCUGCAACUCUUCAAGUCCCCUGCCCACCCAUGGGCCCCUCCAGCCUGGCUCUGUUCCUUGGAAAGCAGACCCCAUGGGCGCGGACAGCACGCGGCCAAGCUUGGCAGCUGCUUCCAUAGUUGUUCCCAAAGGCCAGGGUGGCUCCAUUAACAACGCACCAGACUUAUCAUCCUGGCGUUUACCUAAAGCUGUCUCCGUGACUGUAACCCUUUAGGGUGGUAAGCCCUGUCAUUUAUAACACCCUGGAUGGAAAAAGUUCUUCCUUCAAGUGCUCAAAAAAAUUAACUCCGUCAAGCCUCACAGAGUUUGCAGAACAAUGUCCUGUCUCACGCUCCUCAUCUUUUCUUCGACCCACUUAGCACUUUCGACUUUACUUUUCCUGACGGGACUCUGUCUCCUCCCGCCAGGCUGACAGGCACCUGCGCUAGCGUCCCCAAGGCCCCUGGGGAUGAGUGGAUGGGCCACUCUUCCCACUACGGUCCCACUUCCUCCUGUCCCACUCCACCUGUUGCCGUCAUGUCCCGGACAGCCAGGGGGCCAGAACGAGGGCACCAGGAGCCUGUUAGCAACACAGCUCAUGGCGAGUCCCGUCUCCAGAUACGGCCUCAGACGCGAGCAUCUUCAGGCAGCUAUCAAAUGAAAGCACUGGUCAGGCGACCGCCGCCACAGCCUGGCCAGCGGGAAGCCAACCGCUGAGGUCUCUACAGCCGAGGCACCCAACGUCGUGGAGCUCCCCCUGGUGCCAGGCGUCAUUUACGUGCUGCCGUGAGCUGUGCCGUUUGCUGGUGACUCCUGGCACCAGAUGGUCCCUGUCUUGCUCAGUGAGAAACUGAGGCUGCCACGGUCAAGUUGGCUAAGGCCAGGCAGCUGGUGAGGGGAGAAGCACAGAUUCAGACGUGGGCGGUUCAGUCCUGUGUGCUUUGAGCCGCACUGCCGGUCCCUGAGGUGCAAGUUUGAAGGAGGAGGCAGGAGACAGGCCCUGGAGGAGUGCCCAGGCUGUCUGUAAGAGCCGAACCUGGUACAGUGUUCCAGAAGCCGUGGGCCUGGGCAGUUCCCUGGAGCUUAGAGGCUCAGCGUGGGCCCAUGCUCAGCCAGGGCCCCCCACAGGGGUCCCAGAAAGCCCAGGGCCAGGCCGCAGGGAGUAUGCUCCGGCCGGGAAGGGCCCACAGCCCUGAGAACCAGCGGAGCCUGCAAUGGAGUCCUGUUUGGCCUGUGUUGCUCUGCUCAACCCGUCCAGCCAAUACUCUCAGGAGUGCCAGGCCUCCAGGUUCCUUCCUCAGUGCCACCCUGUCCCUGGCUUCACUCUGCCGUGAAUCUGUUUUUGGGGCCCCUGAGCCCACAGCUCACUAUGGCCGCUGGCCUCCACUAAGGCACCGCACGGGGACAGCCAGAGCUUUCUGGAGUCAGUUCCAGCCUUGUCUCGACCCUGUAGAGUGGUCACCCUAGUGCUCACUCAUUUUUUUGAACACUGGGACACUAGGUAACCUGGGGGCUCUGCAGACUGGAGCAGGUGAACCAGGCCACCCUUGCCUCGGCCUAAAGGACUCUGGGGGCCCUGGGGACCUCCCUGACCUUAGAGGUGGUGGCUUCCCCAUCCAGGGACAAAGCAGGGCAGGCGUUGGGCGUAGUGGUUAAGAUACCACUUGGGACACGGGCACCCCGUAUCAGAGUGCCUGGAUUUUAGUCUCAGCUCCAAUCCUGAGUCUGGCUUUCCGCUAAUGAGCCCUGGGAGGCAGCAGGUGAUGGCGCAAGCAGCUGGGUUCCUGCCAUCCACCCGGGAGACCCAGACUGUCAGGUUCUGGCUUCAGCCUGACCCAAGCCCCACUGUUGUGGGACAUUUUGGAGGUGAACCCAUGGAUGGGAGAUGUCCCUCUCGAUGUCUAUCUCUCCGCCUUUCAAAAAAUAAAUAUGAACUUUUAAAAUUAACAUUUAAAAAAAAAAACCAUAAAAUAAAGGAAUGGUGCCAUUCCAUCCAGUGGUUUCCAGUUUUACAAAAUUCAGUUCCCGAGCUAGAAAUCCAACCCCACCUACUGUUAGUCAAAGUCUUGGGAGAGACGCUCUCUUCUUGGGCCACUGGGACAAGGAUCUCAGCAGCCUGUGGUAGAGUCCAAGUGGGCAGAGAUCAAAGCAAUAGCACAGCCAGCCCAGAGUCCUAUCCCAGGGUGCCAGGGGCAGGGCCGGAGAGAGACAACCCCCAGGCUGGGCACGGCUGCAGAGGUUCUGUGUGCCUUUGAAAAUCUGAAUUAACUGCCAAAAUGUUUAAAUCACAUGGAUUUCACAAAAAUUUAGGUUCCAGCUUUUGAGAACCAAGGAAGCCCAGGCCACCCUGCGCUGUCUCCAGCAGCGGCCACAAGUUCAGGCCUCCACCCCCAUCAAGGCCUCGAGGCAGCAGCCCUGCCCCAUUCCAUCUGAGCUGCUCGGACCACCGACUCCGAUGGCCAUGUGCCUGUCCGGCCCGGCCUCGGCCGCUGCAGCCAAGCGGGGAGUGAACCAGAGGAUGGAAGACCUCUCUCUCUGUCUGUCUCUCCCUCUCUGGGAACAGGAGCUCAGUUUGCAUCACCCUCUGAGCUACUGACCUUGACCUUUGACCCACCUCCGGUUCCUUGCUUGUUCAUUUUGACUCUGGGGGUCUGGGGCGGGGGGGCGCUUUUCUGUCUAUGUCUCCUUCCAACCUCUCACGCCAUGGGAGGGCCAGCUCUGCUCCCCUCCACCGCCCCGACCUCAGCACG